Molecule: messenger RNA, 6954 nt
Organism: Caenorhabditis angaria
Lineage: Eukaryota; Metazoa; Nematoda; Chromadorea; Rhabditida; Rhabditidae
Source: the annotation of a GenBank genome assembly
AUGACACUUUUCAAGAAAAAAAUCUACGUGGAAUUAUUUUCUCCGGUCGGUAUUUUCUCCGGUAUUAGCAAUGUUUCAAAACAAAAUUCAAAAUCAAUUUUUUUUCUUUUUUUCUGCGAAAAAAUGUCAAUUUUCCGGGAAUUUGUCAUCAUUCUUUCAAUUUCAUUCAUUUUUAUCAAUUAUUUUUUUUCUCCUUGAAAAUUUUUUCGAGACAAAAAAAAAAGAAUUCUGGAUCUAAAAAAAUGGAAAUCUGAUAGUUUUUUGUUUGAUCCGGUCUCGGGUUUUUUCCAGAUUUUCCUAUUUUUGAGAGAGAGAGAGAGAGAGAGAAAACGAGCACAGGAGAAAAAGAUUUGUUUUUGGUCCCUUUUUUGCCAAGGUGUUUUCCGGAGCUCUGAACCAAAAAACAGAGAUUUUUAAUAGAAUAACUGGAUUUUUCUUUCCUUUUUCUUUUUUCUUUCUAUUUUUUCUUUUUGUGUUGUAUUUUUGAGCCCCCGAAAAAAUAAGGAAAACAUGGAGUUAUCAAGAUUUUCGUGAAAUUGGACCCUUGGGAUUGAGACUUGUUUUUUUUUUUGAAAAUUUCAAAGUAAAAGAGUCUUUUGAAAUUGUUUCAAAUACAAAAAAAUCGGAAUUUUAAUUUUAAUUUUUUGCAGGAAAGUGUUAUCGAACGACUUCGUGAACUGAUUUUCCAGUGUGAACAGACGACCAAAGCGUGUACUGUUCAUUAUUUUACUGUGAGUUUUGUUGGGGAAAUUUGGAUAAUAAGUUUGAAACUUCGGCUUGAAUUUGAACUGUUUUUGUUUCUAAUUUCAUUUAUUCAAAAUCUUUGAUCAAUUUUUAAAUUUUUAUGAGAUUUCAAAAUUUUGUUUUUUUUUAAUUUCCUGCUGCCCUAGAUUACUGUAGUUCUUGGCGCCAGAGAUCCAUUUCACUUUCAUUCAAAAAUAAAUCUGAUAUUCUCUUUUUUUCACACCAAAGAUGAUUUUUGUAAUUUGAUAUUAUAUUUUUUCUGAUCUUUUUUUAGAUUCAAUUCAAUGAAAUUUGGAAGUUUCAUUCAAAAUGAAAUUGAAGCACUUUUUGGCGCCAAAAAUAGAAAAAGUUCACAUCAUUUUUCACGCCUUCAAAAAUAUCAAAUUUCAAUUUCAUGUGAAAGUUUUUGAGGCGAGAAAAUGUCAUUCAGAAGUUUUUUGGAAGCUUUCGGUAGAAGCUAAAAGUUUGAAAGUUCUUUUUCCAAUUUUCACCCAAAUUUCUCAUUUUUGCAGUCUUUGGCCGCAUUGUGGGCUCGUUUGCCGGGAGCAUUUCACGAAUUGUCGAAUGCGACAAGAGAUUAUCAGCCCGGCACUGAAUACAUGGCCUUUCUACAGACACUUCCAACAAGAGCAGCGUCGAGUAGCAGUUUGGUUCGGUUAGUUUUUGGAGGGAAAUAAAAAAAAACCGGGAUGUUUGGUGAAAUAAAAAUGUUUAAAUUGCGAUAAUUGGAAAUUGAACUAGGUUACUGUAGAUAUAUUUUAAAACAAAAAGGUAUUCUUGAUUUAAAAUUUUUGAAAAUUUUUAAAAUUUUAGCCUGAAAUUCUGGAUUUUUUCGAAGAUAUUUUCUGACAAGUUUUUAAUGUAGAUUUUUUUCUUUUAAAAAGGUUAGCUUUAUUUUUCACAAAUUACAAAAUGCACUUUUCUUUCCAAAAAACAUAUUACGAAAGUGAGAAAAUCUGGGUUGCCAGGAGAUAUUUUGUGAAAUAUUUAUUAGUUUUUUUGACAUGUCAUUUUUUGGUGUCAAGAAAAUUGAGGGAAAAUGGUGUAACAAUUUACAGUUUCUAAAAAAUUUGACACGUGGCAAAAACUAUAAAAAAAGAAAUUUCAAAUAUACAGUAACUUUAACAUUAACCCAAUUUCUCAAUUAUUUUCAGAUCUGAUAGAUCAAUCGAUGAAGGUGUUGCAUCAUGUGAUGGAAGUUCAUCACUAACUUCACUUCGUCGAAAUGCAAUAAAUCCAGAUGACGAAGGAGUUUUACCUGACACAAAACGCCACAAGAAAACAAGUUAUGCUGGCCGAACUUUUGACAAUCAUGAAAUAUCAGCCGCCGCCCAAUCUCAUCAUAUUCAACGAACUGUUCAACCGUCGAAAUGUUCUUCUUGUGACACAUUAUCGAUUUUAUAUACGGUUCAGUGUAUGGAUUGUGGUGGACAAUGGCAUAAAGCAUGUUUUCCGAGGGUGAGUAUCAUAUUUUUGGCGCCAAAAACUUUUUCAUAUUAUUCGAAAUUCCGAAAUUUUGUUUCUCGACAACAUUUGAAAAAUUCAAAAUUUUUCCAGAUAACGCAGGUCUGUGGCCAACCCGCAAAACCCGUCGAUCGCCGAACUUCAAUAUUUGGAGUCCCCCUCAAAGGUCAUCUCGAAAAUCAGAAUCGACAAAUCCCCCUGAUUCUCGAAAAAUCAAUAGAUCAACUUCAAAGAAGAGGACUACGAGCCAAGGGAAUUUAUCGAACUUGUGGUGUAAAAUCAAAAAUUGAGGAAAUCUGCAAUGCUUUCGAAAGAUGUAAAUCUGAUGAUGAAGUUGAUUUGGAAAAUGAGAAUCCGAUGAAUUUGGCAUCUGUGGUGAAAUUGUAUUUGAGAAAAUUACCCGAACCACUUUUUACCUAUGAACUUUAUGAUGAAAUGGUUAGAUUAGGAACUGAAUUUUGUUCGAAAAACUCAAAUUCAAAUUCAAAUGAAGAAGAAAUCAAGAAUUUGCUUCGAAAAUUACCCGAGCAUAAUUAUGAAACUCUGAAAUUCAUAAUGCUUCACCUAAAUAGAGUUUCAUGGUUUCAUGAAAUCAAUCUAAUGGGACCAUCAAAUUUAUCAACUGUGAUAGCACCAUCCCUUUUAUGGAUGUCGCCAAAACGCCAAGAUUCGGAGAAAAAUGCAAUUCUUCAUACCGCAUAUACCAAUAAAUUUGUGGAAAUUAUGAUACGAAAUGCGUAUUCGCUUUUUGGAGUGGAUAAAUUGACAGAUUGGCAAGAGUUUUUUGAAAAAUAUGGCGUUGAAGAACCGCCAAAAGAAGAGGAAGAAGAAGAAGAAGAAGAGGAAGAAGAUUGUGGAAAUGAAAGUGAUAUUGAAGAUUUGGAAGAUGAUGAAGAUGAUGAUGAGGAACUAUUUCUACCACCGACACCGGAUAUUUUGAAAAAUACGAGGAAACAACCGGUGGAACAGACUGCAAGUUUGCCGAAUACAAAAAGUUAGUUUUUUGUGGUACACGGUGAGAUUUUCUUUACGUCGCUUGAACAAAAAGACCGUCGUGAAAUUUCUGCUGAAGAGGGCUAAGUACGCUAAGUAGAAGUAGUAGUUUUUGAAACCGUGAGAUUUUUCAACAAAAAAAUUAAAAUGUUUUUGUACAAUUUUACAAAUUUUUACUUGCGAAAUUCUUUUCAUACUUUGUGGCAGCGUUUUCGAAGCUGGAACAUUUUAAGACUGGUGUUUUUACUAGGCUGGCAGAAAUAAUACAAUAGUACAAUAUUGUUAGAAAUGCCAAAAUGCCCACACAGAAUACAACUCACGUUUUUUUAAUGGGACCAGAAUGCAAUAAUGCAAAAAUACAAAAUUUUUUGUUCAGCCAAAAUUUCAACGAUUUUGUGUUUCUUUUUGUAUACAAAAUGAAUAACAUUAAAAGUGUUCAUAGAAAGCAAGUCGAAUAUUAUAGAAAACAAGAGAAACCAAGGUAAAAAACCUUUAAUCAUAUUUUAGUGGUGUUCAGUGAAACGUUUUUGAGGUUUUUCUUCUUGUAAUCUCUAUUCUCGUAAAUUUGCCAUCUUUUGCUGCAAAGAUUGUGAAAUUUGGUUAAGUAUGAACGAUUUUAGCAUUUUUUGUGAAAAAACGAAAAAUGGUUUUGAGGUUGGCAAAAAAAUUCACAAACCGUCAUGUUGUCUGGCGUCUCUUUUAUGUGUUUCUAUCUCUCAUUUUCUCUCCUCCUCCCUCGUCUCUUCUACACACAACACUCUCUCGUUUAUUUUUUCAAUUCACAGCUGCAAAAACCGAUUGUGCGCCAGCAAUGUCUCCUGCACUCUUCUCUCUCGCCCUCCACGGGCGUGUGUGUUUGUCGGCGUCUCUAUAGGCGCACACACUCUCUCGCCGAAAAUUUUUUUUUUAAAUUUUUUCUCGAAUUUUUCGAAAAAAGCUGAAGUUAACGGAAGUUUCAACAAAUGAACAUCGUACAUGAGAAGAUAGAGGAGAAUGAGACGAAAACAGAGAAAUAUAAUUUGUUGAGUGAAAAAAUUCAUUAGACGUGAAAAACGUGAGAUUUUGAAGUACCCUCACAAAAAAGCGAUUUUUGAAAUAAUGAAGCAAAACUUUCAAACUUUUCAUAUGAAAUAAGAUGUUUCAUAUACUUAUGUUGAAAAAAGAAAGAAGAACUUCUUACCGGACAAUGAAUUUGUACUGUUAGACGAUAGAAUAACCAUCCUUUGUCUUAAAAAUUUCUAAGAACCGAUGUUUUUCGGGAAAAAUUUCAACAGUUAUUUGAAAAAUUACAAGUAUGGCUUACAAUUUUAUGAUAAAAUCAUAUUUUGUUUUCGCUGAGAUGAUUCUGAAGCUUUUGAAGCAGGGUCUCUUCUAACAAUCAGAAUACCACAUUAAUCAUUGAAAUUUGAAGUUCUAUCCCACAGUUCCUAAUUUUGCGGCACUUUUUGAUCAAAAUUUGAAGAAAAUCAACACAACUCAAGUUGAAAGCAGCAAAAAUUCAUUAAAAAUCUGUUAUUUGAAUAGUAUUAUCAACUCCACUUCGUCCAUGAUCGAAACCGCUGAUUUCACUUGGUUGACGUUCGCAAUACCUGAAAACAUCAUUGUUUGUUUAAAUUAAACAGUGUUGAAUCACGGACAUAUGAAAUAUUAGUUCUUAUUAAAAUAAAAUGCGAUGAAAAUGAAAAUAUAAUUUUACUUUUCGAAAAUGAACGGUAGAAAUGUUAUUUGAACAUGUAUCUUGAUAUAGUUUUUGCUGCUGAGAAAAAUAGGCUAAGUCUUGAUAUUCCCCCAUGCCUCUAUCAUGGUGAAAUAACGUCAAAAUGACGGAAACAUUGAAUUUUUAUUAUUUCUUCAAUUGAUUUUACUAUUUUAUAAAAAUCAAUCAAAAAUAGGAAUUACCUUCAAUAAAAUGUUCCAUAGAAUCCCAAAACUCUCCUCGUGAGUCUCUCCACGUGAUCUCUUUCGUGAAUUUUUUGUCAAGUUGGCAAUAAAUUGGACUCUUUUGUCGAAAUAAUUGUUUUUUGGGACUUUCCGACAUCUUCAUGUUUCCGUCAACUCGUAUCAGGCUCAUCUGAAUAUAAAAUCAUAAUUUUUUGAUAAAUUUAGAUACGAAGAACUCACUUUUCAACAAGAAAAAUAUUGUUUCGGCGACCUCGAAAAAUGCCUUUCCAAUGUAUCUCAUCUCACUUAAAAUCAUCGCAAAAUCAUCUCCAACCAAUUGUAUAUUCAUUCCAACUCAUAAAAAUUCAAAUUCGAUCAAUUCCAGAAUAAAAAAAAAUUUCUUCGAAAAAAAUGGACUUCAUAAAAACAACUUUAGCAUCCGUCAGCCCCAUUUUCAUCACUCGAUCCAAACAUAAUAAAAUUCUCCUUUAAAUUCUCUACAAACCAUAGUCUGUCCGAAUAUGUGAAACUUCCUGAAAAACUCACAAAAAAAUAAAAAAGAAGAAAAAAAUUAAUUUUCUGAUGGAAAAAAACAAAAAAAAAGAAAAUUUUUUCUCGUCCAAAAACCGAAAACGCGUCAAGUGCUGGCGCGUUUCGCGCGAUCAUUCAGUUUUUGCAGCUGUGAAUUUGGUUUUUUCCGUGAAAUCAGGAAAUUUCACGAUUUUCACCAAGAACAUCAUAUAUGAGAGAAUAGAGAAAUACAAGGCAAAGACAGAAAAAUAGAAUAGAAUUAUAAAAUUCAACAUAGGAUUGCAAAACAUGAGCGAAAAACCUAUAAUCAUAUUUUUUGGUGUUUGGAGAAAAGUUUUCUAGGUUUUUCUUCUUGCAAUCUUUAUUCUAGUAAAUUUGCUAUUUUUUGCUGCAAAGAUUGUAAAAUUUGGUUAAGUAUGAACGAUUUUAGCAUUUUUUGUGAAAAAACGAAAAAUGGUUUUGAGGUUGGCAAAAAAAUUCGCAAACCGUCGUGUUGUCUGGCGUCUCUCUUAUGCGUUUCUAUCUCUCAUUUUCUCUCCCUCUCUCUCGUCUCUUCUACACACAACACUCUCUCGUUUAUUUUUUCAAUUUGGUUUUUUCCGUGAAAUCAGGAAAUUUCACGAUUUUCACCAAGAACAUCAUAUAUGAGAAGAUAAAGAAAGACAAGACAAAAGAAGAAAAAUAAAAAUAGGAUUGUAAAAUUUAACAUUAGAUAUAAGUUAUUUUUUUCGAAAAAACUGAAACUAAAAAAGCGCGAAAAAACGUUGUAUUAUUGAAUUUUUGCAAAUCGGAAAAAUUGCAAAAUUGUAUUUUUUUAACGUGUAUAAAAUAAAUAUUGCAUUUUUGGGACCACAUUACUACAUUUUUGUCAGCCUAGUUUUCACAUUUUGAACAUCUAGAAAUUUUUUGUAUGUGAAGUUUUGGCAAAUGAGAAAAUGACAUAGAGAGCUCAGAAAUUGCUAAAAAUUCAGAGUUUUUUCAAUAUUUUCUCACAUGCUUCAUUUUUUUCUUACAGUAACCCUUGACCGUUCUCGUCGGUCAACAGAAGUUGUGCAUCGCAGAAAUCCGACUCGAAAUAACUGUGAUAUGGAUAAACGGAAAAGUUAUACAACUUCAAUUGUGAUAAGCGAUUCAGCUGGUUCAGAUCAAAUUAAUCAAGUUAUAGAAUAUGGAAAUGAUGAGAAAAAUCAAAAAGUUUGUGUUUUUUUUUUGAAAGCAGUGCAUUUUUGUGCCGAAAAUGUGUGAAAACUAACCAUUUCUACCUCUUCUAACCCCCAUUUUCUUUGUCAUUUUUUUCUCUUCGAUAAAACAAGGAUUUAGGUUGAAUCGACACGGCUUUAA